This is a messenger RNA of Paramecium tetraurelia, 1158 nucleotides long. RefSeq lists its product as uncharacterized. Gene Ontology annotation, biological process: protein phosphorylation; regulation of cytokinesis; mitotic cell cycle. Lineage: Eukaryota; Ciliophora; Oligohymenophorea; Peniculida; Parameciidae. Gene Ontology annotation, cellular component: centrosome; spindle pole; cytoplasm. Gene Ontology annotation, molecular function: ATP binding; protein kinase activity. The transcript is spliced from 2 exons. The record is from RefSeq and is a predicted model, not a curated record.
AUGCAUAACUUUUUUGACUCUCAGUACUACGAGAUUGAAACCGGUUUAGCAUCAAAGAACUAAAUUGUAUUUCUAAAAGUUGAAACAAAUAACUUCCUUAGGUGCUAAUUAUUGUUAGAAAAUACAAUUUUAACGUUGAAAAAAAUUGGAGAAGAAGCAGAAAAUUUGGAAACAAUAAAUAUUGCUAACGCAUAUCUAGAAUUUAAUGAUCAUAUUUGUAUGGGAAGAGGUGUGAGUAUUCGAUAGCAAAACAAAGAACUACUCAUCUUUGGUCUAACUUCUUAAUUGAAGCAAAUACUGAAACUUUAUGGAAUUCAAAAAGAUUUUGCUAGUUAAUAUAAGGUUUUGAAAUAAAUAGGAAGUGGAAGUUUUGGAAAAGUUUACAAAGUAAAGAGUGCUUAAAAUGAAUAAUUAUAUGCUGUCAAAAUGUUCGAGAAAUAAUUAUUGCUUGAUCCUCGAGAUAAAAGCGCUAUCCUUAAGGAAAUCUAGAUAUUAAGAUUGAUGGAUCAUCCCAAUGUUCUAUCCAUUAAGGAAUGUUACGAAAGUGACUAAUGCAUAUUCUUGGUGGAAGAUCUUUUUGACAAGUAAAUGGAAAUCAGUCAAGAAAAUAUCCUUAAAGAAGAGAAGGCAAUCAAUUUGCUAUUGAAACUCUUAAAUGGACUUGAGUACAUUCACUCCAAAAAAAUAAUUCAUCGUGAUAUUAAACCGAAUAAUAUUUUAUUUCGAAAUUUUGAGGAUCUUGUCAUAGCAGAUUUUGGAUUGGCAGAUUUUUACAGACCAGAUGGAUGUUAUCUCUUUAAGAAGUGUGGUACUAGAAAUUAUGUGGCUCCUGAGAUCAUAAAGUCUCAAUAUUAUGAUUAUAAAGUGGAUAUUUAUAGUUUGGGAGUUGUGUUCCAUUAAUUGCUCACUGCUUAAUUCCCGCAUCCUUGGGACAAUUUUAAGCAUUCUCCAGAUUGUUAAGCAUUGCUGAUCGGAAUGUUGCAUUCUAAUCCAAGCGAAAGAUUCUCAAUUUCAGAAAUAAGGUAGAAUAUACUUGUCAGACGAGUAUAUAGAAGAGGCUAAAUUCUUGAUGCCAUGGGAAGUCUAUCUGAUAUUGCUAAAACCAAUUAGAACACUCCAUAAGUUUAGACUAAACCAUUCUAACUUUAUUCAGUAUGA